CAUCACAAUCAGGCAAUCAGGCAAUAUAUUUUGCAGUGUACAGAUUUACAAGUAUUAGGUAGACUGUUAAAAUGCAGGUUUAGAUGGGUUUAGUAUUUAGGCUUUUUAGUAUCUUUAUUCUAGAGCUGAUCUUCGUGUAAACUUUCGUCAUGGAUAGUGCAACAGCUUAAAGGGUGAAAAAAAACCCUCUUAUCCACCUCUUAAAUCUUUUUAAAUUUCUGUCUUACUUUUUAUCCACACGUUAGGCAUCCUCCACAGCAUGGAGCAUGUUCUGAAUAUCACAAGACUCAAGUGAUGAGUCACCCAGGAACAUUGGUGAUACCUGAUACCUGAAUUUGAAAUGUGAUCAAGCCUUUGGUCAGGGUUGUAAUAAAGCGGUUAUAUAGUCUCUGCCUCUGACCCACCCUCUCUAAGGCAGAGCUACGAGACCCGUCCUCUACUUAUAUCUGGGACGAGAACAAAAAUUGUAGCGUAAAGAUCAGGAGCUGCAGCACACCAAAAUGACUUCCUACACAGAUAAAGGUGAAAAGCACGAGCAGGGCAAGUUCAUCAGCUUUGACCACCUCACUUUCUGGGUCGGGAAUGCCAAGCAGGCUGCCUCCUUUUACUGCAACAAGCUGGGUUUUGAGCCACUGGCAUACUGCGGUCUGGAGACGGGCAGCCGUGAAGUCGUCUCUCACGUGGUUAAGCAGGGAAAGACUAUUUUUGUCUUCUCCUCUGCACUGAAUCCUGGUAACAAAGAGAUGGGGGAGCACCUGGUGAAACAUGGCGAUGGAGUCAAAGACGUCGCGUUCACUGUAGAGGACUGUGAAUUCUUGGUGCAGAAUGCCAGAGAACGAGGUGCCACCAUCAUCAAGGAACCUCAUGUGCUGAAGGACGAGUUUGGCAGCGUGAAAUUGGCUGUGCUGCAGACAUAUGGCGACACGACUCACACACUGGUGGAAAGAAACGGAUACACAGGACUUUUUCUCCCAGGAUUCCACACUCCGCUCUUCAAGGAUCCUCUCUUGGCUCAGCUGCCGAGCGGCCAUCUAGAUUUUAUUGAUCAUGUGGUGGGAAACCAGCCAGAUGACGAGAUGGUGCCUGUGGUGGAAUGGUACGAGAGGAACCUCUUGUUCCACCGUUUCUGGUCUGUAGAUGAUAAACAGUUGCAGACGCAAUUCAGCGCUCUGCGCUCCAUCGUGGUGGCUAACUAUGAGGAGACGGUGAAGAUGCCUAUCAACGAACCUGCCAUUGGUAAACGCAAGUCCCAGAUCCAGGAGUAUGUGGAGUAUUACGGUGGCCCGGGAGUCCAGCACAUUGCCAUGAACACCUCGAACAUUAUCACAGCUAUCCGUAAUCUAAAGGAGCGUGGCAUGGAGUUCAUGACUGUGCCACAUACCUACUACGAGCAGCUCUGUGAGAAACUAAAAGACUCGAAGGUCAAAAUCAAGGAGGACAUCAGCAUCCUAGAGGAGCUGCAAAUUUUGGUGGACUACGAUGAUAACGGUUACCUCCUCCAGAUCUUCACCAAACCAAUUCAGGAUCGACCCACUGUGUUCCUGGAGGUUAUUCAGAGGAACAACCACCAGGGCUUCGGUGCGGGGAACUUCAAGUCUCUGUUUGAGGCUAUUGAGGCAGACCAGCACGCCAGGGGGAACCUCACCGUCUUCAUGCCCAACGGAGGGUCCGAAAAAAUAUGAAACUAACAUAUCCACUCAUCUUGUAUAUGAAAGCUUUUAAGAAUAUGAAACUCUUCACGUCAAUGCAGUAUUCUGUAAAUGUUUUGUAAUAUCACUGAGGCUAAGUUUUGUUUGUUUGUUUGUUUGUUUUUUUUAAGAUUAUCCAUGAAUCUGGCUCUUUUCCCAAACAGGUGUUUUUGAACAUUGCCAGUGAUAAAAUAAGAUCCGUAUGGUUAGUGUGAGAAACCAAAUAAGAUAUUAAUCUGUGUCUUAUUAGCAGUACGUGUGGUGUUCAACUCUGGUGAUUAUGACUCUGUAUCUCUGUCUGUUUAUUUGAGCUUCCAGCAGCCCAGAUACCUGACUGCUUUUUUUUUUUAAGCCUUGCAUGAUGGUCAUGCAUGUAAUAAAAAGCAAACAGUAAAAAUACAUUCAUGUUGACUUCGAACAAUCAUACUUCUUGACCUUCAGUAAUGGACUUGGGCUAAAGAAUGUAACAGCAAUAAAACAGGAAUUAUGAGCGUUUGUUAAUGUAGUUGUUCAUCUGACUUUCUAAACAGUAGACUUUUUCAACUUCAGUUCAGCUCAAUUUUAUUUGUAUAGCACUUUAAGCAAUAAUCACAAUGUUGCUACUUAUUUCUACUAAUGUAUAUAGAAAUAUCUCCAACUGCUCAAGCCAAACAUCCAAUUCAAUAUCAGUUGAAUUAAUUGAAUCAGCAUGCCCAGUUCUACCAACCCAUAGCGUACAUCUGGGGAUCGAUGCCCGCGUUCUGCAGUCAUACUUUGCCUGCCUCUGGAAACUGUGAGUCUCCACCAGGAUCUAUGUGACCGCACGGACAACAAGGUUCAUCACCUGCAAGCUGGAGGAGAACCG
Ictalurus furcatus (blue catfish) is the source of this 2532-nucleotide messenger RNA. Its product is annotated as 4-hydroxyphenylpyruvate dioxygenase-like. The transcript has 15 exons. Gene Ontology annotation, molecular function: 4-hydroxyphenylpyruvate dioxygenase activity. Bases 501 to 1682 code for a protein of 393 amino acids. The record is from RefSeq and is a predicted model, not a curated record. Gene Ontology annotation, cellular component: Golgi membrane; endoplasmic reticulum membrane. Gene Ontology annotation, biological process: L-tyrosine catabolic process. Lineage: Eukaryota; Metazoa; Chordata; Actinopteri; Siluriformes; Ictaluridae.